Messenger RNA from Heterobasidion irregulare TC 32-1, 3682 nucleotides. RefSeq lists its product as uncharacterized. The coding region runs from base 1 to 2976 and encodes 991 amino acids. Gene Ontology annotation, cellular component: nucleus. The transcript is spliced from 5 exons. Gene Ontology annotation, biological process: positive regulation of transcription from RNA polymerase II promoter by galactose. Lineage: Eukaryota; Fungi; Basidiomycota; Agaricomycetes; Russulales; Bondarzewiaceae. Gene Ontology annotation, molecular function: RNA polymerase II cis-regulatory region sequence-specific DNA binding; zinc ion binding; DNA-binding transcription factor activity, RNA polymerase II-specific. The record is from RefSeq and is a predicted model, not a curated record.
AUGGCCUCCUUCUACCCCGCGCCCCUCGACCCCGCCCCGCACUGGCACCCGCGCGACAGCGACGACCGCCCCGAUCCCGGCCCCCUUCCCCACCCUCUCCUGCCCCGUCCACCGCCGCCGCCGCCCCCCGCCCCGCCCCUCGACCCCGCCCCCAGCGGCUACACCCUCAUGGUCGCCGGCCAGCGCACAGGAAAGACCUCCUUCCUCCGCCUCCUCCUCGACACCAGCCACGUCGCCCCCUCGGCCACCAAGGACCAGCUCACUUCCCUCGCCAAAUUCGUCCAGGGCUGCGCGCUACACACCCCGCACAUCCGCUCCCUCUCCGUCGACGUCCUCCUCGACCCCUCCGACUCCCCCCACCCCCAGCCCGUCGCCCUCACCCUCAUCGACACCCCCUCCCUCGACUUCCUCCGCAACGAGGCCCACGCGGAGAGGAUCAUGCACGACAUCCUCCGCCAUGUCGACUCCAAGUUCGCAGAGAGCCUCGAUGACGUACGUCCCGUCCCGCGCCCCUCCCCUCCCAACCCCUCCCAACGCCCCCUCGCCCCCCGCCCCUUCCUAAUCCGUGCCCCUCUGCAGGACUACAAGGCCCUCACCGGCGACCACCACGUCCAUCUGUGCGUCUGUCUCUCUUUGCCACCCGCUCGGUCUCCUCGGCCUUCCCUUGCUCACCGCGCUUCCUCUCCCCUCUCCAGCUGCAUUUACUUCCUCGACCCAGACGACAUCGUCCCCCCGCCCGACCCCUCCGCCCUCCUGCCCCCCGUCCCCCACGCCCACCCCAGCGGCCUCUCCCAGCUGGACCCCGAGGCCCGUAUCCUCGAGCCCCCCGUCACCACAAACCCCCCCUUCUGUCGCCCUGCCCUCCCCCAGGCACAGGUCAAUGCCAUCCACCGCCUCUCCUCCCAUGUCAACGUCCUCCCCGUCAUUGCCCGCGCGGACACCCUCACAAACGACCGCCUCGCCGCCAUCAAGCUCGCAGUCCGCCACGACCUCGCCAGUGCAGGCAUCGGCUUUGGCAUCUUCGACGACGUCGAGCAGUACCAGCACCUCAAGGACGCCCUCGACGUCCCCGUACUCAACGGCGACGUAAAGCCCUACCUCGCCCACCCCAACGGCUCCGCCUCCUCUUCCGCGACCUCGUCCCCCACCUCUCCCGUCACGCCCUCCUUCCUGCGCCUCCCCUACGCCCUCAUCUCUCCCGACGGCUACUCCCACGGCGACGGCGUCAACAGGGCCCCGCCCUCCCGACACGAACUCGUCCUCCAGUACACGCCCCAGAGCCACUCCCACCCUUCCAGCUACCAUCUUCCCCCCAAAAUCGCCCGCGGAAAGUUCAUCCGCAGCUACCGGUGGGGCUACCUCGACGUCCUCGACCACACUCACUGCGACUUUCUCGCCCUCCGACACGCCGCGUUCAAACACAUGCAGACGCUGCAGAAGUACACGCGCGAGUACCUCCUUGGCAAGUUCAGGAGCCAGUACUUGCGUGGGACAUCGCGCGAGGCCAUGGUCCCGCCGCACCACCUCCUGCCCGUCGCCGUCUCCUCCGCGCCCGAGUCCGCGCCACUCCCGCCCUCAAACACCCGCCCCAUCCUCGCCAUCGACGUGCCCCCCGCGCGUGGCGUCGCGCCUCGCCUCUCGGCGCACUCGGCCACGCACCAGAUGCCCCCCGGAGACCCGCACGGCUCGUCCGUCGCCGCCUCGGCGACCCUCUCGGACUCGGGCCAGGAGAACGGCAAGCCCUCGGCGUCCAGCGCAAAGUCGAACAGGCAGCGCGCCAAGAAGAUCACCGUCGCCUGCAAUUUCUGCCGCUCCCGCAAGCUCAAAUGCGACGGCGGCCGGCCCGCGUGCCACCAGUGCCUCAAGCGCUCGAACCCGUGCGACUACAUGCCCCCGCAGAAACGGCGCGGCGGCGCGCGCCAGCGCCGCCAGUUCGACAGCAACAACAGCGACAGCGACGCCGACGCCGACGCCGGCCCCGGGAGCGCGGACGAGCGCUCGCUCGAGAUGGAGCCGUCGCUCUCGCCCGAGGUGCACGCCAAGCCGCUCGUGCGCGCCGCGGCGCCUCAGCAGCAGCUGGUGCCGGCGUCGUCCGUGCAGGUAAAGACGCGAGAGACGCUCUCGGCCGAGCGUGCCUUGCACGCGUAUGAGCGCCUCGAGGACGCGCCCCCCGCGUCCGCGCUCGCGUCGUCCCAGCUGGACGCCGAGCGCGACAGGGGCUUUGAGAGGGAGCGGGAGCGGGAGCGCGUCGAUCGCCGCGGCGUGCAGAUCCUCAACGGCCCCAGCAACGGAAACGGCCACGUCCUCGGCGGUGGCCUGCCGACGAUCACGUACACCUCCCCCGCGCAGGCGCCGAUGGCCGCGAGCGCGCCGCCCAUGCUCCCACCGAUCCGUGCCGUGGACGAGGAGCCGCCCUCGCCCCCGCAGGCGCCGCCCCCGGCUCAGGCGUCGCAGCCCGCACCCCCGCCGUCGCAGCCCGCGCAGCGCAAGCGCGCUUCCACGGUCACCAAGGGCAACCGCACGUCGUCCAACUACGGCCCGAAGGUCGUCGCGUGCAAUUUCUGUCGUGCGCGCAAGACCAAGUGCGACGGCGCCCACCCGACGUGCGCGAGCUGUGCGCGGCGCUCGCUCGCGUGCAACUAUGUCAACGACCCCGCGAACGGCGCGCCGUCGCGGCGGAGGGGCGGCCACGCGGGCCCAGGCACAGGGACGAGCGCGCGGGCACGUGGGUCGCGCAGCCCGCCGGAGGCGCCGCAGCCGGGGCCUGGAGCUGGAGCGGGGUCGGGGACGGGCCCGUCGUCUGCGUCCGAGGGGUACGCGCGCUCGUACGACGACGCGCUGGAGGAGCCGCCGGCGGAGGGGAAGCGGGCGCACGCGCUCGCGGAGGGCGACGCGGCGCCGCCGUCGAAGCGCGUGCGCGUGGAGGGGGAGGUGGCGGGCGGCGCGGGGGCGGUGCCCGUGCUCGGCGUGAUGUGAGCGGGCGAGCGGGCGGUGGCAUGUCGUGCAUAGAGCGGGGCGCGGGUGGGCUGCUGGCGCGGCAGAGGCACAGUGUCACAUAGACGGACGGGCUUUUCUUUUCUUCUCGUCUCUCGCUCUCUUUCCCUCCAUUUUACACACUUUCCCCCUCCCACCACACACAUACAUACCAAAGCGCGUCCUGGUGUUUGUCUUUUUUGGAUCCCGGUCCCCUUUUAUUUCCUGUUUUCUCUUCUUUUUUUCGCGCUUUCUCUUCCUCCACCCCCCUUGUGGUAUCCGGUGCGUGUCAUUCCUAGGUAUAUUUGUUUCUGGGUUAUAGCCGGGCGCUGCGCGAUGUUCCAGCGACGUGACGUUCUGUUUUUGUGUUUUUGUGUUUUCUUCCCCCUCGCUCGACUUGAACCACUCCUACUACUACCACAUUUUCUCUUGUCGCGUUGCGUUCGGUUUUUAGUUUUUUCCCUUUGCCCCUUCCACCACCUACACUUCCCCCUCCUACCCCCUCAGUGUCUUCUGCUCAUAACUACUAUCUAGGACUGUACUGUAUUUGUGUGUCGAUCCGAUCCGAUCCGCGGGUGUCCCGCCUAUGUUCUCCGUCUUUUCUCCCUUUUCGCUUUCUUUUCCCUACCGCCUCCUCUGUUUCGUUUUUUUUUCCGUAGUAGUACAGGUACAGUAGCGGUGCGUUGGAUAUACAGUGCGUGGACGUUGG